AUGGAAAUCAAUUGCUCCUUUCAAAGAUCAGUUGGGGGAUGCUGCUCCCAAGAUAAGCGAAGUCGAGUUGCAGGAAAAGCUUCUCUUAUAGUCCCUCUGCGCUUAUGUGAGAAAGACAUCUCAGUACACAAACAGGCUGUGGGCGUGAAUGAUGUUGAAUCAGAAGUCGAUCUCAUUUUAGCACGGGCAUCGAUAUUCACGUUGCCUUCCAAUAUUUCGGACAUGACUAUCUGCCCAGCCCAUCGCUCCUCUUUGGCCUUUGGAUGGCGAAGAGGCUCGCAACGGUGCCGUGUUCCAUCCGAAUUAUCGAGGCAUGCCAAGGAAGGGAAAUCACGAAAGGGUGACCGUGGUAUAAACAAAGCGCUUUCGAAGGCAAUCCUUCGACGCACGGGAAUAUUCCUCCCUGUUGGGUCUGGUAAGUCUUUGUAAUGUUGUUAACUUACAAUAGGACGCUAUGACAAACAGGACAAGAAGUUAUAAUUACUAAUAAAAACAAAAUUGGCACAUUUAAAUCAGUACUACCACUGAAGCACACAUUUAACCAGCCAUUUAAUUUUGUAGCGUGAGCUAGUUUAAUAAAAUUAUUUUUUAUCAGUGUGUUUUUUUUUUGUUAACUUCUUGUCGCCAAAAACUAAUACACCUCUUUCCUUAUCUCACCAUGCGGCCUGGGACCGAGAUAUUUAUUUUGGUCAGGGGCUCAGGGCCACUCACUACACCGCAAAACCGCUCUUAGGGAAGAGUGAUGGAUAGAUUUAGGGGACGUUGUUGCGUUGUUGCGUUGUUGGUGCGAGGGGACGGGCAGGUGAUUUGAAAAGUGAAAGGGAGGGUAGGAUUAAAAAACUGUUUUUGUCUCUGUCAAUAGACCAUUUUACAGUUCUGUGAUAUUUAACCAGGCCUCUGUAUAAAAGCGAGGUUUGUGUUGACCUUGACACGAUAGAGAUCAAAAACUGGUUAGCAUAACAAUUAAAGGAUUUGCAUAUCAAAAGUAACAGGGUUUGUAUCAAAACAAGGUCAACUUGAGCCUCGCUUCCACUCAAAGGCUUGGUAUCUAAGCACGCAACUGUAAAAGGGCCUAUCCAAGCCCGAAAAUUCACCCCAGGCAUUCUCAUUCUUAUUCAUUUUCGUUCGUUCGUUCGUUCGUUUAUUCGUUCUCAUUCCCCUACCCCAGUGUGGGGCCUUUUCCAAAGACGAUCAGCUCGGUUAGUGAAGCAUUGUCAAAAACAACGUGAUCUUUUCAGUCAACUCCCGUUACAACGAACACCCUCGGGACGUCGUUUAGUGUCCGUAAUACGGUGGAACCCCGAUAUAACGAUCCUCGAUAUAACGAUAUUCCCGGUAUAACGAUGAAUAUUCUAUGUCCCUGCAAAUAUUACAGUAAACUGUAUGGGACAGAACCCCGAUAUAACGAUCUUCGAUAUAACGAUAUUCCCGAUAUAACGAUGAGAAUGAGUACACAGUACACAGUCACAAUUUAAGCAAAACAUUGAAUUUAAUACAGUAACCGAGCAUCUGUAAAGUUUCCGUCGACAGCUUCUCUUUGACUCCUUUUACCCCGAUAUAACGAUAUAUUUGGUUAUUUUUCAGCAUUAUCGUUAUAUCGGGUUUUCACUGUAGGGAGAGUCCGUAAUGCUUGGAGUCAUUUCCAGACAAACCUCUUAUGUCGGGGAUCUGAAUUUUGCCCGUAAUAGCGAAUGUCCUUAAUAGCGAGGUGUCCGCAAAGCGAGAGUUUGCUGUAAAUGGUUCUGCCCCAACACUGUACAAAUAUUUGGACUGUUGUUUCCGUGUGCAAACGAGAGAUGAAGCAAAGAAGAACGCCGGGAAGCAAAAGAGUUGCAGUUUUAGAUGUUAAAAAGCGAUUGAAGCUGUUGCAGGCUCCAGUCGUUCUAAUGAAGUUACAUUUAUUUGGGAAUGAUUACUUGUAUGCGUGAGCUUGCCUCACCGUGGGGCAUUUUCCACAUUUUCAAAAUCAAAAGACAAAUGCCCCGGGGGAUGAGCGGGCUUGGAAUUGACUGAGCCAUUAGUAUUGAUAAAUUAGUUUUACUUUACGAACAGUUCGAUCAUAAUUUAUCAUUUUUUUGUGUGUGUAGGAAUUUGUCGUGACUGCAGGACGGCCAUUGUUCCGGAUACCAAGAUAACGGUUACAGAAGCCUGUAGCUCAAGCAUAGCUGGCAUUGCAAAAGGAAUUGAAAAUGUUUCCACUAAACACCCAUUAAACAAAAACACGAUCAGUCAGAAGCCCGAAAUCAAUGUUCUUAUAUUCAGGUGUUUACUGUACACGCGUGGUUACAUUUGUAGGACGAGGGGGAGGAUUACGCUGGUGUUCCUCACAGUACUCCCAUAACACCAGGAGGAAGUUUCUACAUUCCUGAAAGUGACGACACAUGCACUUCUUUUGAAGUAACGUUCGAUGAUCUUCGCGGUGCACAGGCAGAACACAAACCUGCUGACGCCCUUAACGAGUAUUUGCAAUCCCGAGAUACCAGUCCAGUCCGUUCUAGGCUUAACACUCCGUGGGAGAUCGCAAGUGAGAGAACAAAGCGUUACUACAUACGAAAAGCUGGACAAGGUGUGACCGCCAUAAUGGAAGAUAUCGCGCCCAAAAGUCCUGCUGAGUUGUUC
Molecule: messenger RNA, 2619 nt
Organism: Pocillopora meandrina
Lineage: Eukaryota; Metazoa; Cnidaria; Anthozoa; Scleractinia; Pocilloporidae
Source: the annotation of a GenBank genome assembly